GCUCUGCCCUACAGCAUGUCAUUGUACCCUUCUGUCAGACUUUCAGUGUCUGGUCCAAGGCAAGUCCCACCAAAUGCCGUUGAACUGCAAAACAGGGGAACAGGAGUGGACUGACAACUCACGGGGCCCCCGGGCAAUAGGGGAUCAUGGGGCCCCUGUGUCCUUGCCCAAACUCAAAAAAGCCUAUGAAAAAGGUACCAGGGGCAUCUCAUGGGGCCCCCUACUGACCCUGGGCCCUCGGGCAGUGCCCGAGUUUCCAAAUGGUCAGCCCGCCCCUGCAGGGGAGGAC
Staurois parvus is the source of this 289-nucleotide messenger RNA. Lineage: Eukaryota; Metazoa; Chordata; Amphibia; Anura; Ranidae. The record is from the annotation of a GenBank genome assembly.